UCUCAAAACACCACGUCACCUUGUUUCUAAAUCUUUCUAACCAAUACGCCAUAAAUAAUUUUGACACAGAGCAUAUUGGAAUAGUGUUUACAUUUUUUCUUACGUUCAAAAUUAUAGAAAUUUCGGAAGGAGAUUAACUUGCAAAUCCCAUCUUUACUUAUGCUAUUUUAAACAAUAAUACGUAAAUAUUAAACAAAUAUUUUCUCGUAUAACAAUUAAACGUGUAUCAAAACAAUUUCUUUAAAUUGGAAGAAGUGUGUUACCAAACGAACCAAUAAAAAAUAGUGAAAAACGAAAACUAUUCAUCGUUGUAGUAAUGUGUAAUCAGAGUGUGCUAAAAGUUUUAGUUUUUGGGCUAACUGUCGCUGGUUUUAGUUUAGCUGUAACAUCUACAUUCACGAACUAUUGGGUAAAAAUUCCAGCAAAUAAUGGACAUGCAGGAUUGUGGCAAAAUUGUACAACAAAACAAAAUGAUCCAAAAGAUAUUUUGUGUUGGGAUACUGACAACAAGUCAAAAUAUUUAGUUUCUGCAAAAGUAUUUAUGAAUAUGGGUUGGAUCGCGUAUGGUUUUUCUUUAGUAGUAUACGUUCUAAGUCAUCUAAAAUAUUUAAAAUACACAACCUGUGGCACUCUACUCAUUAUGACAGUUAUAUACUUGGUGAUUGCAUUAGUUUUGUUCGCGAUUCAUGUAAUUAAGCUUGAAGUCGUUGUUUUUAGUUGGUCGUACAUGAUUGGAUGGUGUUCAGUAGGAAUUGCUCUUGUUUCAGCUUUUUUUUCUUUUAUGAUAAAAAAAAAGUCUCACGAAUAUGAAUCAUUUUAGUAUGCUUUGAAGGCAAAAAAACCUUUUUAAAAGUUGUAUGAAAUAUUAAACAACAGGUUUUAUAUAUAUAUAUAUAUAUAUAUAUAUAUAUAUAUAUAUAUAUAUAUAUAUAUAUAUAUAUAUAUAUAUAUAUAUAUAUAUAUAUACAUAUAUACACACAAUUUUAUUUUUUUAUUUGUCUGUAAUGACCACUAAAAAAUAAUAAUAUUACACGCAACUGUUGUUAUUUAGGCCAAAAUAAAAAGUCAGUUCACAACUCGAGAAGCAUAAUCUAGGGUUUAAACCAUAAAUAAUUGAGCAAAUAUUUAGUAUUCAAUACUCGAAUACUACUUUACUACGAGAGUUUUUUUUAUAAUUUUAUAACUCAUACCUUAAUUUUAAAUUUUAAUUAAUUAUUAAGCUUAAAAAAAAACUUUUAAUUAUAAUGUUUUAAUUUCAUAUAAUAUUGCUAAUUCGAAGAAAUGUACAUUUCUUCGACUUAUGCGACGUCGAACUUAAGCGACUUUGCUUAAGUUCGAACUUAAAGGCCGUUUUCCACAAGACGAAAUAUUCGCGCGAAGCGAAUUUUUUCGUCGGAAAGUAUGCGCAGAUAAAACAUUUCUAGCAAUUAUUGCUAAUUAUUGCGAGAAAUGUUUUAUCUGCGCAUGCUUAUCGACGAAAAAAUUCGCUUCGCGCGAAUAUUUCGUCUUGUGGAAAACGGCCUUAAGCGACUACUUCAAGCUUAAGCGACGUCGCUUAAGUUAUUGGAUUUUUUUUUUUUAUUAUUUUUUAUUGCGCAUUGUGCAUAAUUAAAAAAGUGAGAACGAGUGAAAAGUUUAAUCUGAAUCAAUUGUAAUAUUUAUACAAGUAUAUUAAUUGAUUGAAA
Molecule: messenger RNA, 1685 nt
Organism: Hydra vulgaris (swiftwater hydra)
Lineage: Eukaryota; Metazoa; Cnidaria; Hydrozoa; Anthoathecata; Hydridae
Product: claudin domain-containing protein 2
Cellular component (GO): membrane
Source: RefSeq, a predicted model, not a curated record